Penicillium pulvis is the source of this 852-nucleotide messenger RNA. RefSeq names its product aspartate/glutamate racemase family protein. NCBI's taxonomy places the organism in Eukaryota, Fungi, Ascomycota, Eurotiomycetes, Eurotiales, Aspergillaceae. The transcript has a single exon. Bases 1 to 852 code for a protein of 283 amino acids. The record is from RefSeq and is a predicted model, not a curated record.
AUGACCAUGUCAACCAACGCCGAGCGCGCUGUCCGGAUUUUGGUUAUCAACCCCAAUACCUCCACCCAUAUGACAGAUGGCCUCAAGCCAAUAUUGGAGCGCCUCAACUACUCCGAUGUACAAUUCGAAUACUUCACGGCGCCGAAUGAACCGGUUACGGUUGACGGACGCACCUACGAACCCAUCUCCAGCAUCAACUCCGGGGAAGAAUCGGCCCAAUCGGCCCUCAACUGCUGGUCAGUCUUGGACCGAAUCUCGCAAUAUGAUGCAUUCCUUGUGGCAUGCUACUCGGCUCACCCAUUAGUUGGUGUAUUGCGAAAGCAUAUUCGGGACUUUGAGAAUACCCACCCCUCAAGUCGCAAGAAGUAUGUGACCGGCAUUUUCGAGGCGAGUGUCACUGCCUCGCUAUCAUUGAUCAGCGCCUUCGACUUUGUGACUAUGGGAGAGCUGGAUAAGAAAGAAGUUGAAGAAUCAUUCGGAAUCGUGACCACUGGCAGUGCCUGGAAGGCGGAGCUUACCAAGGCGGUUACGCAGACGCUCGGCACCGGCCACGGCUCUUCUCGUUUCGCGGGUGUUGAGACCACUGGAUUGACGGCCGGCCAGCUCCACACAACACCACCUGAGGCAGUGAAGCAGAGAAUCAUUGAUGCUACUCAGAAGCUCCUUCGGGAGUCAGCAGUUCCCGUUGGUGCUAUUUGCAUGGGAUGUGCAGGCAUGGCAGGAAUGGAAGAGGCCGUGCGAGAGGGAUGCGUACGUGUCUAUGGUGAUAUUAAGGGGCACCAAGUCAGAAUUGUCGAUGGGGUGGUUGCAGGAGCGGGAACACUGGUGAACUCGUGCAAAGCAGGAUUCUGA